This is a messenger RNA of Calliphora vicina (urban bluebottle blowfly), 2372 nucleotides long. RefSeq names its product RAD50 interactor 1 (gene Rint1). The transcript has 9 exons. NCBI's taxonomy places the organism in Eukaryota, Metazoa, Arthropoda, Insecta, Diptera, Calliphoridae. Gene Ontology annotation, cellular component: Dsl1/NZR complex. The record is from RefSeq and is a predicted model, not a curated record. Bases 130 to 2307 code for a protein of 725 amino acids. Gene Ontology annotation, biological process: regulation of ER to Golgi vesicle-mediated transport; retrograde vesicle-mediated transport, Golgi to endoplasmic reticulum; endoplasmic reticulum to Golgi vesicle-mediated transport.
AUCUAAUCUGUAGCCGUCAUAGAAUAUUUUUGUUUUCGUGUAAAUUGUUUAACAGAUUUUUGUUGUCGUGUUCAAUAUUAUUGUUUUUUAUUUAAUAAUUAAGUGCUUGGAAGCUUUUAAAGCUCAAAAAUGCAAACAAAAGUCAAUGUAGAAGAACGCAUUUUGGCUAGAGUUAAUCGGGAAAUCGGAAGUGACUUUAAAAAGUUGCACAGAGCCUCAAUUUUGGUAGAGGACUACAAGAGCCGCUUGGAAAAACUUAAGAAUAAGCUAAACUAUGAGGAUGAGGAGAAUGUGUCCAGUUUUAAAUCGGCUUUUGCGACGAAAGAGCAGGCCUGUGAAAGUAUUGAUUUCCAAAUGACGAAACUACAACAGUUUGGUAAGAAACUAGCGGCUCGCAUAAAAGAGUCGAACAAUGCAUUUAAAGGGGCUAAACCGGAUUUGCAACAAAUACGCAAGCUACAACAAUUAGUGCAGUAUUUACGUAUAGUUCAAGAUAUACAAGAAAUAAGUCAUUCCUUAACCCAGGCCAUUAAUGGCAAAGAUGAAGCGAAAUUAAUAAAUUUGUAUUUAAAUCUCUAUGAAGAAAGUGACUACGAACAUAGUGUUAUAGGACGUUUAAAUAGCGUAGAGGCUCCGUUUUUAAAAUCAUUUGCCCUACGCACAGCUAUACAUUGGCAUGGUCUAUUAAAAGAACGAUUCUCAAGAGAAUUUGAAACCAUUUUAAAAAAUAUGAAAUGGGGACAAAAAGAACAGGAUUCCUUAAAUUAUAAACCUUCUACGGAUAACAUUAAUAAAGCCCAAUUAUUGGCAGAGUAUUUGUUUUUGUUAAAAUCGCCAGCAGAAGAAACGGAACCUUUGGAAAUGAUUACAUCCAGUAUAAUUUGCCAGCCCUUGUCAACGGUUACUAAAUAUUUGCUGGCGCCCUACAGGCAAAGAUUCAUGUACCAUUUUACGGGCGUUAAGCAAACUAAUCGUUUCGAUAAACCCGAGUGGUUUUAUACUCAAAUUCUAAACUGGGGCAAAGAAACUCAUUUGUUUGUCGGCAAAACAUUUCAACCAGCUGCCGUUAAAGCCGGCAAACUUGAUUAUAAUAUAAGGCUCGAGUUUAUGCGCGGUUUGGUACAAUUAACCAUUGAAAAAUUGGCCUUAGACAUCGAAGAAAUAAGUCGUGAUGAAAAUCUCUUUGCCCAUUUACUAGAUGAAACAUUGGCCUUUGAGGCAGAGUUAAGAGAAAAUUUUGGCUAUCCCGCUAGUUUUGCCAGUGCUAUAUGUGUUGUUACCCAACCAGUUUAUUUGUUAAAAUGGAUUUCCUUAGAAGAGCGGUUUUGUUCUGAAAAAAUGGAUAUGAUACUACAGGCUGAAAAUCCCUGGCAACUAAUAGAUCCCAACAUUUAUGAUGAUGAACUGAAAAUUCCCAAAUGUGCUGAUCAAUUUAUACGCCUGUUGGAGGCUAUAAAGGAUCGUUAUUAUUCUCUCAUACAACCAGGACAUCAAUUACAAUUCCUCACUCUGCAAAUGGAGUUGAUAGAUAACUUUCGUCGUAGACUAGUGCAAUUGCACAGCAGUGGUUCGGUGGAAAGUAUAACCAUACUAAAUGCCAUUAAUUACAUCAAAAUGGUGCUUAGUGAAUGGGGAGAAAAUGUUCAUUAUCUACAUUUACAUGCCGCUUUGGUGGGUCCCAAUGCCGAUGAAAUCAAUUCCGUUUUCGAACACCCAGUGGAGGAACUGGAGCACUGGACGCAACAACUUUUAAAGAAUCUAGCCACCAAAGCUGUUAAUGAAAUUAAAGCAAAAUCCAUGCCUUAUAGACACAAUUGCUGGCCUUCAAUGCCAGAACAGAACUCAAAAGAGCCCUUUAUACUCUCGCCCAGUGCUGGUGAAAUGUUUCAGGUUAUGGUCACCGUCUUGCAUAAUCUGGAAAGAGAACUAUCGGCCAAUCUAUUCAAUUUAACUUUGCGUCUAAUAGCCCAACAAAUUGAUGAUUAUAUGCUGGAUAGUAUGAUCAUGAAUACGAAAUUCUCACCAGCCGGAGCAGCGCAAUUUAAUUAUGACAUGACACGUAAUUUGUUCGCUUUGUUUGGACAAUACUGCCGACGCCCAGAUUUAUUGUUCAAAAAAAUCCAUGAUGCCAAUAAACUAUUGAACUCGGCUCGCGGUACUGCCUUAUUAUUACACGAAAACCUACAGAGUACUAACAAUUACCUGGAGGAUAAAAUGAAGGCCCUAAAGGAAGUUGGUAUUGUGAAUUUUAAACCAAAAACCUGUAUUGAAGUUCUAGAAAGGCGUACAGAUAUUCGUAUGUUUUAAUGGUGUGGUAUGGUAGUUAAUAAAGUUUUACUUUUUUUACUCUCGAAGUUCAUAUAAAAACAAAA